CUGAUAAAAAACAAAAACAAAAAAACACCUGAGGACCGUCGCAACAGGGGAGCGUGACUGGCUUCCCAUGGAGGAGUGCGCAGAGAGGGUGAGCUCCUUCUCCUUCACUUGGUACCAAGAUACAAGUUGGAUAUAUGCCGAAGAGAUGUGUGGAUUUUGCCGGAAUGUUUUAUUUUUUUUUUUCAAUUACUCCGCUUAAUUAGUUAAAUUUUGGAGUCGACCCCAGAUGGUGCUACGGGUCCUGAGCUGUCCAAAUCCACGGAGCGCACGCAAGAUUUAGGAAAUAAGAAAUAAACUGUUUCAAAGACGUCAACCCAGGGAUUUCACUGCCAGAGAUACUUUAGGUGGGUGGCCAAUAAACACUCUUGAAUGUUUCUGAAAGCUGAGCGCCCGUUUUGCUGCGUCCACAAAAAUGGACACGCGAACUAAACCAAAAGAGAAAAAAAUAACCUCGCCUCUGGAUUACAGCGACAUGGCAGCAUUAAAGAGCUGUGAUACGGAUGUUCUUUCCUACAUGUGAUGAAAUAGACAUUUAAUAUACAUGUCCCUUAUAUUAAAAUGUACUGUAGAGAAUUUUGAAUGCUGUUUUCAGCCUAAUUUUUUUGGCUCGGCACUCAGGUGGAAAUGUCUGGAGACUGUUCUAACAGGGAACUGUAUUCAAAGAAAUAGAAACACCUAGUAGCUGGGCUGGAUCAGCGUAGAUACAGGCACCAAUAUAAUCACACGGACACGCCUCGAGGAUCAUUAGACAAAUCAGAUAAACGCAGCGCGAAACCCAUCAAUACAAGUUAUUGAUGAGGUGGUAUAUAAGGCUAAUGAUUGGCCGAGCCUCUGUUUACUCAACAGCUCGGCAACAAUAUGGUGUGAAAGUUUCGCUUGACGGCUGAGGCAUCCAGAGAGAGGAGAAAAAGGAACAAGGACUUUUAAAAAAUAUAUAUUAUUGCUGCUUUAUGCCGUUUCCUGACUACAGUGCUGACUGGAAAAUAACUGCAAACAACGGCUGGAAUAUUCCUCCUCCACUUAAAACUAGAAUGUCUGCUGCCUGUGCUGCAGGAAUUUAUGAAGCAGGCAUUUUUGGGGGGCACAUUUCCAAAGAGACCUUUUUGAAAUAUUUAUAGUGUGCAAGGAUGGUGGUUGUGACAAGAAGCCUAUGGAUGACCCAGUCUGUGGGAGAGCUGGUGCCGAGACAAUUGACCUCUCCACCAGCGACGCCGUCCGUCUAAAACUCCUCCCCAGAGAGGCACAGCUGCUGCAGGCUGGGGAUGUGAUGGGGUGACUGCUGACACCCCCCUCACCCACCCCCUAUCUCACUUUAUUAGCAGUGUAAAAUAAACAAUGGAUCAGAAUUUCUCAACGGUUCGAGAUGGAAAGCAGCUGCUACAGGAGAGGGACUCGUCCAAACGUGUUCUGACAGGAUGCUUCCUCUCGCUCCUCAUCUUCACCACGCUGCUAGGCAACACACUCGUGUGUGCCGCCGUCACCAAGUUCCGACACCUGAGGUCGAAGGUCACCAACUUCUUCGUCAUCUCGCUGGCCAUCUCCGACCUUCUGGUGGCUAUCUUGGUAAUGCCGUGGAAGGCGGCAACUGAGAUUGUGGGGUUCUGGCCAUUUGGUGCGUUCUGCAACGUCUGGGUGGCGUUUGACAUCAUGUGCUCCACUGCCUCCAUCUUGAACCUGUGUGUGAUUAGUGUAGACCGUUACUGGGCCAUCUCGAGCCCGUUCCGCUAUGAACGCAAGAUGACCCCCAAGGUGGCAUGUCUGAUGAUCAGUGUGGCGUGGACCCUGUCAGUCCUCAUCUCCUUCAUUCCUGUUCAGCUUAACUGGCACAAAGCUCAGACCAUCAGCUACGCAGAGCUAAAUGGAACAUACCCCGGCGAUCUGCCCCCUGACAACUGCGACUCCAGCCUUAACAGGACCUACGCCAUCUCCUCCUCUCUUAUCAGCUUCUAUAUCCCCGUGGCUAUUAUGAUCGUCACCUACACCCGGAUCUACCGCAUCGCCCAGAAGCAGAUACGGAGAAUAUCUGCACUGGAGCGGGCGGCGGAGAGUGCCAAAAACCGCCACAGCAGCAUGGGGAAUAGUUCGAACAUGGAGAGCGAGAGCUCGUUCAAAAUGUCGUUCAAACGAGAAACCAAAGUCUUAAAGACGCUCUCAGUCAUCAUGGGGGUGUUUGUGUGCUGCUGGUUGCCCUUCUUCAUCCUUAACUGCAUGGUUCCGUUCUGCGAGCCCAACCUGCCGGACGGCGCCACGGAAUUCUUCUGCAUCAGCCCCACCACUUUCGACGUGUUUGUGUGGUUUGGCUGGGCAAACUCCUCGCUCAACCCCAUCAUCUAUGCCUUCAACGCCGACUUCCGUAAGGCCUUCUCCAUCCUCCUGGGCUGCCACCGGCUCUGCCCGGGGAGCAACGCCAUCGAGAUAGUCAGUAUUAACAAUAACAUGGGCGCCCCUACCUCGAACCCCAACUGUCAGUAUCAGCCCAAGAGUCACAUCCCAAAGGAGGGCAACCAUUCAGCCAGCUACGUGAUCCCCCACAGCAUCCUGUGUCAGGAGGAGGAGUUACAGAAGAAGGACGGAUGCGGAGGGGAGAUGGAGGUGGGCAUGGUAAACAACGCGAUGGAACAACUCUCCCCAGCCAUCUCUGGGAAUUUAGACAGCGAUACUGAGGUCACACUGGAAAAGAUCAAUCCCAUAACACAGAACGGACAGCAUAAAACCGUGUCAGGUUGAGAAAAGAUGGAUCCGAGUACACCGAGGCAUGUAUGUAUGCACAAAAGCAAGGAAAGCUUACACAGGAGGACAGAAAAAGUAACAAAAGAGACAGAUAUCUGUGAGUGGGAUAUACAGGACCUUAGGACUGUCAACAAAACUCCACAUGGAAAAACCUACAGAAUGUUUUAAAGUAAAGGCACUUUAUCCUGGAUAUAACUAUCUGCAAAAUACUCUCAGCAUUUAUUGAUGAAAUUGACACAUU
Centropristis striata (black sea bass) is the source of this 2971-nucleotide messenger RNA. It is a transcript of the gene drd1b, whose product is annotated as dopamine receptor D1b. The transcript has a single exon. Gene Ontology annotation, biological process: adenylate cyclase-activating adrenergic receptor signaling pathway; vasodilation; G protein-coupled dopamine receptor signaling pathway. Gene Ontology annotation, cellular component: plasma membrane. The coding region runs from base 1336 to 2727 and encodes 463 amino acids. Gene Ontology annotation, molecular function: dopamine neurotransmitter receptor activity, coupled via Gs; G protein-coupled receptor activity. NCBI's taxonomy places the organism in Eukaryota, Metazoa, Chordata, Actinopteri, Perciformes, Serranidae. The record is from RefSeq and is a predicted model, not a curated record.